Messenger RNA from Cladocopium goreaui, 1605 nucleotides. Lineage: Eukaryota; Dinophyceae; Suessiales; Symbiodiniaceae. The record is from the annotation of a GenBank genome assembly.
AUGUGCUAUGGCAGUGCCAAGCCAAUUUUUAUGUCCGAUGCGCCUGGGUUCCUACAACGGCAACGUGCCAGAGCUGCCAAGCAUUUGGUCAGCGAGCACGCAGGAACCAUAACCUGCCGCUGUCAGAAGUGCAUCGCGGCAGCGGAGGCACGAACAGGACCCAGCAUCAGCAACGAGUGGCCCCUGCCACCGCUGAAGCACACAGACGAGGAUAGUGCUGGAUUCCUCACAACUGCAGUGCAGGCGCGUUCGCCGCCGGGCCGGGUGAAGGAUCAGAAAGCUGCCCGUCCUGAGGAAUCUACGGUCCAGCGUGACUUCACAUGGCUUUUGCGAGUGAUGUCAGAGAUGGCGCCCUCGGAGGGUGGAGGUUUGGCAGGAACCCUCAGCUAUGAUGGGAUCUGGACACCAGAUCCGCGGUCCCUGCAGGGGAAACUGGGAAUUCUGGUGCCUGAGACCGUCAUCUUGGAGAAAGGAAAGCCCAAGAGGCGUUACUUCCUCGACCCCGCUGGACGCAUCAGCGUUCUACGGAUGAAGACAAGUGCUGAACUGCUUCGAGUACUCCGUGAGUUCGUUCGCAGGGCAGCUGCGCAGCACCAAGAGAGGCAUGAGCGACGCAGCAGCCUUCGUCGCUCCUCUGGCACACGCUCGGAGCCAAGCCUAGCACGAGCACUGAGCCCUGCAGCAGAGAAAUCUGCAGAGACGCCCAGUGCACUGCGGCAGCUGGAGGUGGCACUGCUUCACUACAAUGAUGGUCUGUCGCGUCAGAUGAUGCUUGCAGAAGCUGUUAGCCAGAUCAGAGGGGCGAGCAAGCUGCCCAGGGAGUUCUGGCAGCGCAUGCGAAUGGUGCAAGUGCCCAUCCAAAGUGCACAUCCUAACAUUCCUGCCAGAUACAUCGCUUACAGCUUCGACAUCAACAGCGGUGGUUUGGAACCGCAGGAGCCCAUGCCCCUAGGCGGCGGGGCCAGGAUUGAGCUGCGUACCACGAGCAGAUAUGCUCAGCAGGCAGAGUCGGAGGUUGCUCGCAUGGCAGCAGUACCCAAGGCCCUCAACAACUUCUUGAGGUCCAAGGCCAGACGUGUGCGGAUGGAAAUCGUUAAAGGUCUCUUUGAGUUUGUGUUGGAUGAGGGCGAUGGCACCUUGUGGUUGGCCAACGCCAGCAAACUACGCUGCCGCUUCUUGCCUAGAGGUGCCAAUGAGGAUGGCACCAUGGACGUGCGUCCGCCGGAGGUCCUCUUUUUUGAGGAAGAGGAUUUCGAAGAGGAAAUGCGAGAAACGGAAAGUGUCAUCGAGUACCUGAAGAAGCGCUUCGGCGGUGAUCCUGGAGUGGCAAAGGGAGGUAGCGGCGUCCGAGGGAUUGAGCUGAGUCCCUCGGAUCAGCUCGCUGGUGUUCGGGUGCCAAGCAACCUGGUGCAGUUCUACGAGGAGGAGGAGAAGAUGUUGCGCUACUAUGAAGAUGAGGUUCGGAUUAUGGCGCUGCGACGUGAGCGGCUCCCACAGCACGAGAACAAGGCGGAUAUCAGCUCACUCGUUGGUGAGCAGAGAUGCACUCCGCCUAGGUUCCAUAAGCUUGAUUGUGUAUGCCUAAUGGAAUGCAUGGAAUGCUAA